AUGUUUCCACAGGGAUCACCCCCAUGCGCUCGCCUGCAGCAGCUGCUUCUCACAGACUACCAGGAGCUUGAAGGCCCUCCCAACAACAUUGGAGAUCUGCUCCCAUCCCUCCGCAAGCUAGUCAUACAUGGCUGCCCUAGCUUCACGGAACGGCCUGAAAGCUUCCCCUCUCUGACCCGUUUGGAGUUCUUGGUUAUUUCCGAUGCAAAGUUCCUGUUUGGGCUUCCUGACGACUUGGGUGAUCUGGCGGCUCUCAAAACCCUCGUGCUCAAGUCGCUGCCUCUUGUUACCCUCCCUAGUUCCUUCUCCCAACUCACGUCCCUCAACGCUUUAGUCCUCGACAAUUGCUACCAGCUUCGCCAACUUCCAGCUGGUUUCUGCCACCUCCCUGCUCUCAAGGCUCUCUACAUUGAGUGCCUUCGCACUUUCACACUUCCACACGACAUUGGGCUGCUCACCAGUCUUGCCACUCUUCGCUUCAACGGCUCCCGUCGCCAGCAGCCCCUCCCAGCCUCGUUGACCGCGUUGACUGCGUUGACCAGCCUUCAACUGCACGAGUGUGCAAUACCCGAGCUUCCAGAUGCGUUGGGAGAGCUCAGCAACCUGACAGAGUUGAGCGUACUGUGUUGCCCCAUCAGCCGUCUUCCAGAGUCCAUCACUCGUCUGAUCCGUCUGGAACGCCUGGCAGUUGUUCUUUGCCCGCAGCUUGCAUGGGUGCCCGGAAGGCUGGAUAGCCUUGAGAGGCUGAAGCAGCUGCAGCUGACAUAUUGUGAAGGGCUGAGUCACCCUCCUGCCGUUCUGCCGCGCUCCCUCGAGCUCCUAAGUGUUCUAUGGUCUGGGAAGCAGCCCACUGCACUGGCAGACGUGUCUGGGCUAUCCCAGCUGAGGGAGCUGGAGCUGCAUGUGGGUGGGGGAGGGCAAGGGCCAGGAGCAGCAAGCUGCCCUGCCAGCGACCUGCAGGUUGGCGAGUCCGAAAGCUCUCUCAGCAGGCUUGGCGCUGCAGGUCAUUGUUGGAGCAGGGGUCUGUCUCGCCUGCACCGCUUGGCCCUGCACCUGGACAACGCUGCUGUAGAGCUCCCUUUCCCCUUGACCUUCCUCCCUUCCCUGCGCCGCCUGACCAUCUCGGGACAUGGCAUCAGAAGGCUCCCGGAAAGCAUUGGGGCAGCGUUUCCGCAGCUGCGGCAGCUGAAGCUGGAGCAGGUUUCAUCGCUGGAGGAGGUGCCAGGCAGCAUUGGGGAGCUCCAGCAACUCACAGCCCUGGAGAUCCACGCACCCAUGCUGGCGUCGCUCCCUGAUACCAUCGGUGCUCUGUCUCGCCUGCGCACACUCGAUCUGUCAGAAUGCCGAAACCUGCAGCAGCUGCCGGCUUCUCUCACGCGCCUCGCCUGCCUGCAUGAUUUGGACGCAUCGUCCACCUCCAUCUCCACGCUGCCUGCUGGUUUCGCGCACCUCACCAGGCUGAGGAGCCUUUCCCUGAAAUACUGUCGGGAGCUGCAGGGUUUCCCAGAGGAUUUCACUCAGCUGACAGCUCUGCGGUAUCUGUUGUUAAGCGGUUGCCGUGACGACUGCCGUGACAUGGCCUGGUUGAGGGCGCAUGGCCUUGCAAAACUCCGUUGGCUGCUUGUGAUGCUGUAG
Molecule: messenger RNA, 1635 nt
Organism: Closterium sp. Yama58-4
Lineage: Eukaryota; Viridiplantae; Streptophyta; Zygnematophyceae; Desmidiales; Closteriaceae
Source: the annotation of a GenBank genome assembly